AUGUCUGUUGAUGUGUUGGUGUGUGCUGAAGAAGAAGUAGAAGAAGAAGAAGAAGAAGAAGAAGCAGAAGAAGAAGACGAAGACGUGGAACGACGAUAA
This is a messenger RNA of Enterobius vermicularis (human pinworm), 99 nucleotides long. The record is from the annotation of a GenBank genome assembly. NCBI's taxonomy places the organism in Eukaryota, Metazoa, Nematoda, Chromadorea, Rhabditida, Oxyuridae.